ACUUGAAGCCCUAUUUUCCAUUUAUCAUACUAGCUUAGCUCCUUCCUAGUUUCCUUCGCCGAAACCCCAAACCCUAGCGUGAGGUUUCUCAAAUUUUUUUGUUGGAUUUGAGUUUUUCGUUUCCAUUCGGAUUACAAGCUACGACCCUAAAUCUUUUGUAUUAGGGUUUCAAUUUCUUUUGAAGAGUUGUUUGUACUGUAGAUCUUGACUAUACGUACAUAAAUCUGUUUGAGGAUGUCACGAUGCUUCCCUUACCCUCUGCCUGGGUAUUCUGCGAAGAGAGACAGCAACGUGGCCUUGAUCGAAACGAUUAAGCUCCAGAGGGAAAGGGAAGAGAAGGCCAGGACAGAAAGGAAGAAAGAAAGUAAGGGGGAGAAGAAAGAGAAAAAGAGUGAGAAGAAAGCAACUGCGAAGCACAAUGGUAGUGAAUUUGGCCAUGGUAAAAAAAGAAAGUUUAAUGAUGAGAAGACUAAAAAAUUGGAGGAAGAAAGAGUAUAUUUGAAAGGGACACACAUUCAGAAGAAUAGAGAAGAUGAAGCCGAACAGUUGGAGAGGAGUGGUCUCACUGAAGAACAUGAGCUGCCUGUCUGUUCACGAAACCCCUGCUACACAUCUGACAGCACCGAAAACAGCAGCAAAAGGAGGAAGCAGUUGCCACCUGUGAAUGGCAUCCGUGCACAUGGGAACAUCAUAAGGAUUCGAUUAACCUCACAAAAGCAAAAAGAAUCUGAUGAUGUGGUUACCAAAGAGAGGCUCACCUCUACUUCUGGAAGGACAGAUUCAACUAGUCAACACGAUUCUGAAAUUGGUCUUGGACGGAGUCAAGAGUUCUGUUCUACUUCAGUGGGUAUUGAUGCAUCUUCGCAAGUUCUCACUACUCAACCUAUCAAAGACGAAGGUGGUUCAUCUUCUGGGAUUGCUUCUAUUGCUACAUCCUAUGUGAAUAAGAUUCCGAAAGUUGAUUCAUUUUACAAAGAUCUGAUUGAGAAUUGGGUCCCACCACUCGUACAAAGUGAGCAGACAGAUCUUGGUGAACAAGAAUGGUUAUUUCAGAGAAAGAAUCAAGAUGGGGAAAGAUGUCAAGCUAGCAGCAAUGUAUUGUGUAGGGGCAGUUCAACUUUGUGGCCUCAUGCCCAAUACUUGCCUGAGGUUGAUAUUUAUGCCUUGCCCUUCACAGUUCCUUUUUGAGUUCAAUUAUUGUUACUCAGAUUACGUUUGUGUAUAGUUAAUGUGAAAGCUUGAUGCUCCAAAGUUUUGUAGUAGAUCCCAGAAAAUUAUUAUAUUCAUUUAUUGAAGUGGUUGAAGACCAUGAUUAUAUGAAGGUUGGACAGUUUUUAUUUGUCCAAUAUCUUAUUUAUGAUUA
Camellia sinensis is the source of this 1363-nucleotide messenger RNA. RefSeq names its product DNA ligase-like protein. The record is from RefSeq and is a predicted model, not a curated record. Lineage: Eukaryota; Viridiplantae; Streptophyta; Magnoliopsida; Ericales; Theaceae.